AUGGCUGAUGCUUCUCCGCAAAUCAAAAGCAUGAUUACCAUGGAUCGACUUCAAGACAUAUACAGCACCGUAUCCCAACAUGUCGUGGCGCAUGCUCCAGCUAUGAAUAGUCGGCAACAAAAGAUCUCGAUUUCUGCUGCUGUUGCAUUAGUCGCCUUUUACACGGUGUACAAAGUUGUCACACCACCUAAAAAACUUCGACACAUACCAUCCAUGGGAUUUUUCUCCUACCUGAACGCCUUUUUGCGAGGGAAACAAUUGCAUGAGAUCUCCAAAAACGUGGUCUUGCCACAUGCUGUCAACGUAGACAAUGGCGUUUACUUGAGAUUUGAUAUUCUUGGGUGGACCGUUCACAUUGCCCGUCCAGAAGCAGCCAAGCGAUUUUUGCUAAAGUCAGACAUUUUCCCUAAAGCAGAUCUGAUAUCUGAAAGAGGUGAUACUCUCUUCGGCAAGUUUGUUUUCAACAGGAACAUCAUAACGCUGAAUGGCGAUGAUUGGAAGGCACAACGUAAGGUUGCCAACCCAGCAUUCCAUCGUGCCAUGCCCGUUGAGCUAUUUGGCAAGCUUACUAAAAAGACACUCAAGAAAAUGGAAGAGGAAAUGGAUGGUGGGACAUUGAACUUCCAUGAUGUCACUGAGCGAUACACUUUGGAUGUCAUUGGCUUGGCCGGCUUUGAAUUUGAUUUCGGUGCCAUUGAAAAUCCAAAGAGUGAAUGGGUGGAUCGUUAUCAAAGAUUGAUUGAAGCCACAUUUAAUCCUUGGUUCAUUGCUUUCCCCAGUCUUGAUAUGCAAUACCGUUUCCUUUUCCCUUCUCGAAAGCGACUCCACCGUGAAAUGGAUACCUUCCUUGACAAGAUGACCCAGGUGAUCACCCAUAAACGUGAGCUCCUCAACCACCAAAAAAACAGUGUGCCAGAAUCCGAACGUGAUAUCCUUACUUUGAUGAUCGAGGCUGAGAAAAAUGGCGAAGGAUCCAUGACCAACGAAGAAUUACAGAACAACCUACUGGUCUUUUUCAUAGCCGGUCAUGACACUACAGCUCUGGCUUUGUCAUACACUGCAUAUUAUUUGGCCGUCAAUCCUGAUGUCCAACGCAAGGCAAGAGACGAAGCUAUCAGAGUUUUGGGUGAUGCCCCUGAAGAUGUGAUGCCUACGAUUGAACAAACACGUCAAUUGACGUACAUCAACAUGGUCAUCAAAGAGACGUUACGUAUGAAUCCACCUUUGGCCACCCUCCCCGUUCGAGAAGCAAGCGAAGAUACCGAUUUGUGUGGUACCUUCAUUCCAAAAGGAACCCGUACGUUCCUUGAUCUUUACGAGAUCCAACACAACCCGACUGUAUGGAAAGAUCCUGAAACAUUCAAACCCGAAAGAUUCAAGCCCGGUGGCGAGGCUGAAGAAUUAGCUGGCUCAGGCAUGUCUUGGCUUCCCUUCUCCAAUGGCAGCCGACAAUGCAUUGGCCUCAACUUUUCUCUCGUCGAACAACGCGUGUUUUUACCCAUGCUAUUGAGGAAAUACGAAUGGCAUCUUCCCGAGGACUCAAUUCACAAGGAAAGGAUCCAGACUAUGGGACUUGCUGUAAUCAAACCCAAGGAUCUCAAACUCACAUUCAAGAAACGAUAUUAA
Molecule: messenger RNA, 1626 nt
Organism: Lichtheimia ornata
Lineage: Eukaryota; Fungi; Mucoromycota; Mucoromycetes; Mucorales; Lichtheimiaceae
Exons: 9
Coding region: 1-1626 (541 amino acids)
Molecular function (GO): iron ion binding; monooxygenase activity; heme binding
Source: RefSeq, a predicted model, not a curated record